AUGCAGAAAAUCAAAGCGCUCACUCGCUCGACGAGCUCCAUACAGACGCCUGGCAGCGAUGUUGCUCGCCAACCUCGAAAUCUCGAUCCUGCUGUGCACCCAUUCGAGCGGGCACGGGAGUAUACGCGCGCACUUAACGCUACGAAACUUGAGCGCAUGUUCGCUGCACCCUUUGUCGCGCAGCUAGGGAGAGGCCAUGUGGAUGGGGUGUAUGCUCUAGCCAAAGAUCCUACAGCGCUCGAACGAGUUGCCAGUGCAAGUGGCGACGGAGUUGUGAAGGUCUGGGAUCUCCCUACGCAAAGCGAGGUAUGGCAGUCGCAAGCACAUCAAAACUUGGUGAAAGGGAUAUGUUGGACUCAGGACCAGAAACUGUUGAGCUGCGGGACAGACAGAUUUGUUAAAUUGUGGGAUCCCUACAACACUGCAAGUGGCAGCAAGCCAACAGCGACUUGGACAGGGCCAAACUCUUUCUCGUCGUUGACAAUGCAUAGACACGAGCGCAACUUUGCUGUCGCAGCCUCGUCAAGCGUACAAGUCUUCGAUGUCGACCAUCCUUCGGAUACACCACUUCAGAGCCACACAUUUACUGGCGCGAUCGAUACGAUUACCGAUCUGAAGUUCAACCAGUCCGAGACAUCUAUAUUAGCAGCAGUUUCAAACGAUAGCUACCUGACCUACUACGACUUGAGGACUUCUUCCGCUCUACACCGACAAAAGCUUCGCAUGGCUGGCAAUAGCAUCGCCUGGAACCCGAUCGAGCCUUUCAACAUUGCAGUGGGUAAGGAAGACCACGAUAUCAAUAUCUUUGAUAUGCGGAAUCCCAGCAAGGCCUUGAAUACCUUAAAAGACCACGUCUCGGCAGUUAUGUGCGUUGACUGGUCUCCUACCGGCCAGGAGCUGGUGUCCGCCUCGUACGAUCGUUCGAUUCGUCUUUGGACGCCACUGAAAUCUGGUCGCAGUCGCGAGCCAUAUCACACGAAGCGCAUGCAACGUGUUUUCUCGUGCACCUUUACAGGCGACUCAACUUACGUGCUUUCUGGGUCUGACGAUGGUAACAUUCGUCUCUGGCGUUCUAAUGCUAGUGAGCGGAAUGGUAUCAAGUCUGCAAGGGAGCGUCAAAAAUUAGAGUACGAUCAAGCUCUGAAGGAGAAGUGGAAGCACAUGCCGGAGAUUCGCAGAAUUGCCAGACACAGGCACCUGCCAAAGGUUAUCAAAAAGGCUGCCGAGAUUAAGACCGAAGAGCUCGCGGCGAUCAAGCGACGUGAGGAGAAUGAGAGGAAGCAUUCACGGGCUGGACAGAAGAAGAGACGAAGUGAGAGGGAGAAGGCUGUUGUGGCCGUCGAGCAGUGAUGAUCCACUGCGGACCUGAAUGCGAGUUCAUGCAUGGCGACGGCGUUUUGGCAGGGCUUUUUCAGGCGCUGGAUGAUACCACGAUACAG
This is a messenger RNA of Sphaerulina musiva SO2202, 1439 nucleotides long. RefSeq names its product WD40 repeat-like protein. The transcript has a single exon. Gene Ontology annotation, molecular function: protein binding. The coding region runs from base 1 to 1350 and encodes 449 amino acids. Lineage: Eukaryota; Fungi; Ascomycota; Dothideomycetes; Mycosphaerellales; Mycosphaerellaceae. Gene Ontology annotation, cellular component: small-subunit processome; nucleolus. Gene Ontology annotation, biological process: maturation of SSU-rRNA from tricistronic rRNA transcript (SSU-rRNA, 5.8S rRNA, LSU-rRNA). The record is from RefSeq and is a predicted model, not a curated record.